Molecule: messenger RNA, 1872 nt
Organism: Cylindrotheca closterium
Lineage: Eukaryota; Bacillariophyta; Bacillariophyceae; Bacillariales; Bacillariaceae
Source: the annotation of a GenBank genome assembly
AUGGCAAAAAAAGAGGCAAAGAGGAGAAGAAUAUACAAAAUACUGCUGUUUCUACCAUAUUUUGUCGGCCUUUUCUGGACCUGUCUUCAUCCGAUUGUUUCCGUUUUGACGGGAGAACUCAAAUGUCGUGGCUGGUUUCUAGAUGAAAGUGCCAUUGAAACAAGAUUUUCAACCCAACAAUCCCAGGCUACGAUACGGCUACCCGGCGGCUCCGCGACUCUUUGCGAAAUCUUGGACUCCAGCAGGAGCAACCAAUCCAGAUCCAACAUAUGGUGUUCCCCCAAUCAUGCCAAUCGUUUUGAUAUUGCAGUUCUGGUGCCACUUUCCAAUGCCAUUGAUCCAACCGAUGAAGCUAUUGUCUUGGUAGUUCCACCACCACCAGCCAAUGGCAACUGGUACAGCAGUUCAUUUCAUUACAGUCUGACGCAAACAAUGAACAAACUCGCCGAUCCAGUGGCAACUCCUUGGUUGGCAAAGACUGUCAUUUUGGUGUCACCCUCCAGCCAAACGAAGGGUUCAACUGAUCGCACAUUGUCGUUGAAAGAGACUGUGUCAGCAUUUUUAGAUGCCUACUUGGGCUCCAAAUUAUCAUCCAUGGACACAGCAGCGAUAGCACCGCUUCCUCCUCGGUAUUGCCAAGCCAUUUUGAGAAACAUGAUUGUUGUCGAUUUGCAAGACGACUCGACUACUUCCACAAGACAGGGAGCCAAGACUAUGCCUCAAACUGAUCUGAGUAUACUACCACAAGGAAGGCGUGGGGCAUUGCCCAAUCUCGAUCUGGUCACAUUGGUGGGCAAACUCUACAAAGGAGCAUCGUUUCUCAAUACUCGGGCCUACCCUUCCUCCACCUUCUUGGCACAUGGCUACACCCAAGAAUCCAAAGACAUGAAGCAACUCAUUAGCGACAAGUUUGUGCCAGUAAAGCCCAGCAAGUUUGAAACCAAGGCACAGAUUUGGGCCAACGAAAUGGUAGACCUUGGUUUGUUUGCCUACACCUUGGCGGCCGGUCCCCAUCCACCACAUUGGCCUGCCUUGGACCGUGGCAUUGACUCCUUGACGUUACAAGUAUCCUUUGAAGGGUUCCACCGAAAGGAUCCCAGUUUGGAAACGGUACAAAUCUUAGAAAAUAUCGUGAGGGCACUAUCCAAUCUGCACGAACGAUUGCACCAUUCCUUUGUCUUGUACUGGUUGCCAAGUCCAGAAAAAUUUGUCUCGCACAUGGAAUACUUCUUGCCGACUGUAUUGGUGCUCCUUCCACUGGCGACUCGAGCCUUUGGCAUGAUUCUCAUGGACGAUCUGACAGAGAUGCAUUUGACAAUGAUUGGCAGGUCCUUUCUUGUUUCAUUAUGUUCCAUGGCUGCCACGGCAUUGGCGUUACUAUUUGGUGCGUUACUAUUUGGUGGUGGUGAUGGUUCAUCUGCUACCAGUACUAGUAGUAGUAGUGGAGAGGAUGACACGAUGUGGACCAACACGUGCUUGUUGGUUCUCUAUGGUGCAGUGGCCGCCUUGUGGAGAAUGACGGCGAUUGCCAAACCAGAUCACGAUGCUACCACCAACGAGGACGAGACCACGAGAAGGAGCAAAAGUCUGCAAUUUGCGGCGUGUGCCACGGCAGCCUACCUCUUGGUACCCAUUGCCUUUUGCCAUUCGGCACUGGUGUACAUUCCCGGAAUGGUUCUGGUGCCACUUUUGGCCUUUCCAGACUACAGUCAAUUGACUACAGCCAAGCGGCUCGUUCUAAUGGGACUCUGGAUGCUGACGGCACCACCGAUAUUAAUGGUCCCACGCUUCUUUCCCCACUAUACCAUCUUUAUUCGCUUUGCCUAUGUGCCCAUGCACAUUCAAUUGCUACUGUUAAUUUUGCCAUCAUAA